Ilex paraguariensis (yerba mate) is the source of this 327-nucleotide messenger RNA. The record is from the annotation of a GenBank genome assembly. Lineage: Eukaryota; Viridiplantae; Streptophyta; Magnoliopsida; Aquifoliales; Aquifoliaceae.
AUGGAUGGGAUGGGCUGGCAAAUUGGGGUUGUUGGGAUUGAGCUCUUCCAUGGACAGAUUACUCGGGAAGUGCUGGAGGAAUGGAAACAGGUAGUGAAGCUGUGGAUCUUCAAUUUGGGGGGUAUGGGUUGUAGUGCUGGAAUGAUUGCAACUAAGGAUAUGUUGCAAGUUCAUAGGAAUCGAUUUGAUGUCAGCCCCGAGAACAUCACCCAAAAUUGGUAUUUUGGGAACAAGAUAUCGAUGUUAAUACGCAAUUGCUUCUUCCGAUUUGGUGGCGCUGCGGUUUUGCUAUCAAACAUUUUAUCAGACAAACAGACGACCAAUUAA